Molecule: messenger RNA, 2536 nt
Organism: Scomber scombrus (Atlantic mackerel)
Lineage: Eukaryota; Metazoa; Chordata; Actinopteri; Scombriformes; Scombridae
Gene: trir
Product: telomerase RNA component interacting RNase
Exons: 3
Coding region: 493-969 (158 amino acids)
Molecular function (GO): 3'-5' exonuclease activity; 5'-3' exonuclease activity
Source: RefSeq, a predicted model, not a curated record
GGAAAUGAAACAUGGCCGACAGCUAGUGAGGGAUGGUGAAAGUAAGCGAAAAGCAUAAAUAAAAGCUGCAAACCUACACAUUUUUGGAUGAAGGUAUUUGAACUUUGCAGUGUGCUUUAAAGUAUAUAUUUAUAUGUCUAUACAACCUUCUCACGAAUUGGCUGUUUGGGUUGAGUUUGUUCGCAAAGGCCUUUAACCGGGCGUUAGCCACGUUAGCCACUGACGCUUUUGUUUUUGGUCGGAAAUUCACGUCAUUUUGAAGCCUGUUUUUGCCUUAUUUUUGAGGAUAUAUAUUAUUUUAUGGACUGAACGUUGUCGCUGCCUAUACAGAUACACUCUGGUAUUUUUUAUUGUAGCUUGGGGGUCCAGCCGGCCUCUCAGCUGAGUGUUAAAGGUGGGUAACUUCACUACAAAGCCUUACAAGCAGACACCACCAUUGUCGUUUGGAAGCUGCAGGACUGUGACUGUCUGUCAACAUUAAGCCCAUGAAACAUGGAUCUAAAACGAGAGCACGGCAAACCUCAAACUAGCGGCAGCAGCAGCGACUCCAGCAGCGGCGACAGCCCCGCUUCGCCCUCCAGCAGCCCCGCACCGGCACCGAGCAAAGCCCCGGGGUCGGCGGGCAACGCGUUCGCUAACGACGGCAGCUUCAUGGAGAUGUUCAAGAAGAAAAUGAUGGAGGAGGAGGAGCGGAGGAAAAAGGAGACGCAGCGAACAAGUGGAGAUGCGAGAGCCACAGAACAAGGACAGAUCCCAGUGGAAAAGAAGCCCCUUCCCGUGACGAGCUUUGUGGGGAAGCGCAGAGGCGGUGUGUUCCUAAAGACCGGCAUGGUUGCAAAGAAGCAGAAAGAGGACACAGAAGCUGAACCAGGCAAGAGCGAUGCUUGGUCAAAGUACAUGGCUGAGGUGAAAAAGUACAAAGCCCACCAGUGUGGCGACGACGAUAAAACCAGGCCUCUGGUCAAGUAGGCUCUGGUUAAAAGGCCAACGUGGAGCGACAAUGUUUUGAGGGGGAAACCGCCUGGGAGAAGCUCUGGGAGGGCCGGCCAAUCCUGACCUUCUCAUACUGCCAGUUCAAGUUACCCUCCACAUUAAAGAAACGGUGUGUAGGAUUUAGUGGCAUCUAGUGGCGAGGUUGUAAAGUACAACCAACUGAACACCCGUGUCCCCUUGCAAGUGUGUUGUAGAACCUCUGGUUGGUGUGAAAAAUGCAAAAGGUCCUCUAGAGCCAGUGUUUGGUUUGUCCAUUUGGGCUACUGUAGAAACUCAGCAGGCUCUGUGCAAGAGGUUGCACUCCCUAUGUAGAUAUAAAGGGCUCAUUUUAAGGUAAUUAAACCACAAUUCUUAUUUUCAGGUGACUAAACUAAUUAAAACAUACUUACAUUUUUGCUAUAUGCCACUCGAUUCUACACACUGCACCUUUAAGUCUAUCACAAACUGCUUUGCUUGACAAACGUUUUUUUCUUCCCUUUUUUGUAUUGUUUUUGUCUCGUUAUUUGAUGGACUCCGGUAACUUGGUCUGGUGUCAAAUGGUGUUUCUGAAAUUUUGCAUAUAUUAUUGAUUAUUGUUAAAUGCUUUGAGAACUGUUGUCUGGUUUAAGUUAGGGUUCAUGGAUCAUUGGAAUUGGUUUAAUAGCCAAAUCAAGGUUUCAAUUAAAUCUACACUGCCCAUUAAUGUGUUGGGUUGUGCAUCAGUUGUGUUGUAUGGAGUCCAAAGGAAACAAUGUUUUUAAUGCUGGAAUCAAACUUUGUUCCUUUAAAUAUGAAACUUGGAUGAAAUUCUCAUUACCUUGUGAAGACAAAAUUUUAAUUAAAAGUAUUGAGUUCUAUACAGAAAAGAAUUCGCUCAAGAAUUCAUGUACAAUGAAAAAGUGUACAGCUCCCAUUGGAAAAAAAAGAAGCUCAAAUCAACUAUUUGCAGUUUACAUUUCUUACAGGUAUCAGUGAUAAUUACAUUAUGAUAAAAACAGCACCAAAUAGAUACACUGACCAUGCAUCAGAGAGGGAGACAUACAAAAGGCACACUUUCAGUCCCACCAAAGAAUACAUCCAACCGCAUUCAGACCCUCACACAUACACACAAGCUCGCUCACUCACCUAAAAAUAUCUCACUCAUUCCUUCCCCCUGCCCACAGUGAUAUAGGUCUAUCUUGUAAACAUUGACAAGCUGUGUUUGUCAUUUAACAAUUCUAUGAAUAGUAUUUAAAAGUUAUCAAAUUGUUGUGUUUUUUAAAAAGUUAUAUUGAACUGGUAUUCAUGGUGAGUUGAUGCUCUCGGACCAAACAUCUGAAGUGUAAAUCCAGUCCUUUAGUCAGGCCCCGAUUAUGAGUGGUCUGUCCAUCUGUCACUCAAAAGCUGCGCUCCGUCCUGAUUUGUCCCUGACAUCAUGUCAUUAGAAGCCGUCCACUGGGUGUUGAGAUCCAGCUGUAUCAUAGAGUCUUCCUCUUAGCGUCUCCUCCCUGGCUUUGACUGACAUCUGAACAGGAAUAGUAGAGUUCUUGAAAUGUCAGUGAAAAGCAAUAACAGACAAAUUAAA